Cinara cedri is the source of this 2957-nucleotide messenger RNA. The record is from the annotation of a GenBank genome assembly. Lineage: Eukaryota; Metazoa; Arthropoda; Insecta; Hemiptera; Aphididae.
AUGGCUCCUGUUUCGUGCACCGUAAAUUUAGCUUUGGCAGCUACUGCCGUGGCAUUGGUCCUUAAAACUAAAGAUAAAAAACAAAAGAGAAAAUUGACUAAAGAUUGGCUACUGAAAAGAUUGCAAUAUUCACAUGUAAAUUUAUUAAAUGAUUUUCGGUUCCAUUCUGAAGACUGGCACAAUUACUUUAGGAUGGAUAAGAAACCUAAUUUGUAUUACUUCAGUUAUUUACACCUCUAAUAGUAAAACAAGAUACUUAUAACGAAAAUCAACCCCUCAUGAACGGUUGCAGCGAGUGGCGACAUUGCGCUUUUUAGCUACUGGUUUUUAUAACUUACAGUUUUAGUUCGAACACCGAAAACGGACACGCACCUUCGGCUUACUUCAUUUCGAACACCAAACACGGACAAAAAAUCAAACUCCUCAAUUUUUAUUCCGCUUCCGUAUACAGUUACGUAACGUUUUUCAUCCGUUUUCUUGCCCACACACUAUCGGUGUACGUUGUUUGAACUACACCGUAUACCGUACACCGACAAAUAAAAUCGUAGUGUGUGGCGGCCUUGUGGAAAAUAUUAAAAGGAAUAAAAUCUAUAUUUUGUCAUUUUUGGAUUGGAGCAAUAUUUCUGGUAAAAAACACCGUGCAAAUUUAAUAAAACUAUAAAAACAGUUAUGUGGCGGCGUGAAUUUCAAAUAUAAUAAUUAAUUAAUAUAAUUUUAUUUUAAGUACUUUUUGGUGUUUUAUCUUAUUAUGCAUCUCCAUAAUAAAUUCCCUGCGGGCGUCCAUGCGUCAUUAAAACCAAUAAAUCCUUCGCUACGUUCUGAAUCUAAAAGUAUUUUUAUAAUAAUUGUACCUAUUGGCUAUUUCAGACCAUUAUUUAAAAGGGAAAAAAGUCACAACUUGUAUUUUAACGAAACAAAACAUACUUACGAAUAUAAUAUCAAAAUAUUAAUAAUUUCUAUGACAGAUUUCGAAUUGUUUUAUAGAAAAUAAAUUGACUCAUAAAUCAGAUUCUGAAUUAAUAUUGUCUGCUAUGUCGUUUAAUGAAUACUUCGUCAAGAUGAUUUUCUGUUAAAGUCGAUCUGUGAUAAUCUUUGAUUAUUUUUAACGAUCUCAUAUAUCUUUCAGUACUAGCACCUAUUUAUAGAUAGAAUAAGAAAAAUUCUACAUAAAAGUAGGUAUUGUAUUUCUUCCAACGAGCGAUUAACAAUUGUUUUUUUUAAUAUUUAGUCAGAGAGGGUUAAAUUGGCCUAAUCGAGCAUAUUAGACUUGCUCGACCGUUUAAUUUGUAACUGAUGAUAUUGUCCGACAAAUAGGAAGUUGAACCCGAACAGUACUAUUUUACUGACCAAACUAAAUUUCCUCGACCCAGGCCUCUCAUUCCCCAACUGGGCUACAAUUCGAAAGAUACUCCGUAAGUGGCUAACCGACGUUAUAUUCAAAAUCAGCUUUUCACUACCAUUCGUAGUUUUAAUUUAUUUAUAUAUCCUGAUAACGAUAUUUUCCACCAACAUAAGUGGCACUUGGUAGAAACAUAUUUAGGUGCAAACCCAUGAAGGGUUUUCCCUCCACACCAUCCAAUAUUGUAUUAAUAUUUUACUGAUGCUACUACAAGAUUAGUAAAAAAUAUAUCAAAUUAAAAUUCCAUAUAAUAUCGUCAUAAUCAUGAAAUCACCAGGAGUCAGGACCAAUACAAGUAGGUUUUUGCCUCCUUCGAACAUAGCGAUUAAUCGCUCAAAAUUAAACAUGUACUAUUAUAUGGGUUUAUUCACACACGUAAACGAGAUGCGCAUUCGAACGCGCCGAAACGCGCAUGUUUAAUUUUAAACGUUUAUUAUCUAUACCGAAUUGAACAAUAAUUUCCCAGUGUAUUUUUAAUGCAUUUCCGUUUUAGAUAAGAUACGGGCGAUUUGAACGCCGCGUUAUAUUUUCGUUCAUUUAUAAUUUGUGCCUUCAACCUUGUACAAUCUCCGUACAAUUAUACAAUACAUUUAUAUUAUAAAGAGGUUUGACACUGAAGAGUUUAUUCUCAAAAUGUCGAAUAAAGAACCAUUUUAUGGUCUUUUUAAAUUAAGAAGAUAUAUCCUAUAUCGCCAUUUCACAUUUUAGGUUCCGAGCGUGGUGAGGGAGCAUUGGUUUUACUAAGAUGUUUAUUUCUUUUUUUUUCUUCUAGUCUCUAGACACGUUAUUCCUAGUAAAAUUGCUCCGAUUUUUACGUGUAGCACUUUUUCUGAAAGCUAUAUUGUCAAGUCGUCUAGAUUAUAAAUUAAAGAGAUUAUUUUUUGAUUUACGACGUCAUUUUUUAAAGAAAAGCAUUUAAGUGGGAAAAAAACGUAGGAAAACGUAUAAUUUCACGAUUUCAUUAUUUUAUGAAAAUACGGACGACAUUUUCUACCAGAAAAAUGAUUUAAUCGAAAAAUCACAAAACACGUUUUUUGUUGUCCUUUUGAUUUCUUUCUCACGGUAUCAUCGCCAAAACUUUUAAGCCACUUUUGAACUUUUAAAGAGUUUUAAUUUUUGGUAGUUUUUUGCUGUAAAUUCAGUUAUAAAUACACGUAGACUUGAAACUUGGUAAUAAUAUUUAUUUUUGACUUACCUAGACGUGGUAAAAUUUUCCAAAAUCAUCGAACGACUUUUUUUUUUUUAAAUAAACGUUUUGAAAUCAAAUUUAAACGAAAAUAGCAAAAAAAAUUAUGGCAUUUCAAAUUGUGUAUUACCGAACUUAUCGUUGUUUACAGAUAUAAUUGAAAUAACCUUAUGUAUCCUACCUUUCCAAAUUCCCACCUACAACAGUGGCUGCACCCAUCCUUAGUAUCAGCUCUUUUUUUAUUUUUAUUUUUGUUCAUAUUCCUCGUGUAGUGCGAACAUAACACAUGCUUCUAUACCGUUAAAGCUUUCUAUUUCUGAAAAUAUUAAACGAAAUAACAGUGGAUUGCAACGCGAAGUACUGUACAUGUGA